AUGAGUUCGUUUAGGAUGUGUGUUGCUAAGUGUGGUGUGGUGGAUCUUCCCUCUAUGGGAUGUUAUUUCACUUGGAAUAAUAAGCAGCAAGGGGAAGGAAGAGUGUUCAGUAAAAUUGAUAGAGUUAUGGGCAAUGCUAGGUGGAUGGAUAGGUUUUCUGCUAUGGAGGUGGUAUUCUUACUUGAGGGUUUGUUUGACCACUCCCCUGUGAUUAUGAGAUCCCAUGAUGAAAUAAAAGGGAAUGCUCCAUUCAAAUACUUUAUAAUUUGGUGUCAGGCUCCUGAUCUCAUGCAUAGAGUUAGAAGUGGUUGGCAAACAAAUGUACAAGGGUCGGCCAUGUUGCAGCUUGUGAAGAAAUUAAAAAAUCUGAAAGCAGAGCUGAAGUGCUCAAGUAGGGUUGGAGUUAGUAACCUGCAGAUUGCUGACAGUUUGGCUUUGAAAAUGCUUGAGCAGUGUUAA
Beta vulgaris subsp. vulgaris (sugar beet) is the source of this 459-nucleotide messenger RNA. RefSeq lists its product as uncharacterized. The coding region runs from base 1 to 459 and encodes 152 amino acids. Lineage: Eukaryota; Viridiplantae; Streptophyta; Magnoliopsida; Caryophyllales; Amaranthaceae. The transcript has a single exon. The record is from RefSeq and is a predicted model, not a curated record.